Ficedula albicollis (Collared flycatcher) is the source of this 2525-nucleotide messenger RNA. It is a transcript of the gene PEX6, whose product is annotated as peroxisomal biogenesis factor 6. The coding region runs from base 1 to 2310 and encodes 769 amino acids. Gene Ontology annotation, biological process: protein import into peroxisome matrix. Gene Ontology annotation, molecular function: ATP hydrolysis activity; ATP binding. The record is from RefSeq and is a predicted model, not a curated record. NCBI's taxonomy places the organism in Eukaryota, Metazoa, Chordata, Aves, Passeriformes, Muscicapidae. Gene Ontology annotation, cellular component: peroxisomal membrane; cytosol. The transcript has 19 exons.
AUGGCCUGGCUCUCUGCCUCGUGCUGGCUGCAGCGCUGUGACAGCAAGCACGUCACCAUCGCGGACUGCUUCGGGGCCGGCCGUGCCCCGGGGUGCACCGGGCCCAGCAUCGCCUUCUCUGCGCCGGGGCAGCUUCACCCCGAGUGCUGGGGGCAGCUUUGGGCACUGCAAUGGGGCACAGCGCUGCUGGCCCCGGCCCUGGCCUUCAACCUGGGCUGCGACCCCGCCGACGCCGCGCAGCUGCGCCUGCAGAGGUACGAGAGGAGCGGCGCCGCGGAUGGGGAGGGCAGCCGGUCCGUGCUGUCGGUGCCCCCGUUCGCCAGGGAGCUGCACCUGGAGAUGGUCCGCUCGCCGGCCUACAGCGCACGGGGAAGCUACGACAGCGCGCUGUACAGGCACUUCGGAACCCCGCGACUGGUCCAGGAGGGAGACAUCCUGUGUGUUCCAACAUUUGGAAAUGCUGAAUUUAUAGAACUAAAUGCAGACAAGUUCCUAAGGUGGCCAGAGCUAUAUUUCAAGGUGAAGAAGAUUGUGGGCAUGGUGGAAGGCGAGCAGUCCGAGGGUUACCUGGUGGACACCCAGAACACGUCUCUCUAUCUGGUGGGUUCCACAAACAGCACCGUCCCAUCUGCCCCAGCCUAUAACAGCAACGAGUUCUGGAGCAGCCUGUCUCCCGCGGGACUUUCUGACGUCGUGAAGCAGCUCUGCGACGCUCUUCGGCCUCACCUCAACCGCCAGGCCAGCGCGCUGAGCGGCGUGGGCAGCGUUCUCCUCUCGGGGCCGAGCGGCAGCGGGAAGCUGGUGGCUGUCAGAGCCGCGUGCAGCUGCCUCAACCUCCACCUCUUCAAGGUCGAUUGCGUCAGUUUGUGCAGUGACACCAGUGCAGCCACAGAGGAGAAAGUGCAGGUGGCCUUCAGCCAGGCCCAGCAGUACCAGCCCUGUGUGCUCCUGCUGAAAGACCUGGAGGUGCUUGGCAGAGACAGAGACGGGCUUGGGGAGGAUGCCAGGGUCAUUGCUACUCUGAGGCAGCUGCUCCUGGACAAGGACCCAGCACUGAGCCACCCCGUCCUAGUGAUUGGCACAACCUGCAAGCCCCAGAAUGUUCCCACAGAUCUGCAGACUGCUUUCCUUCACGAGGUGAAGAUCAAAGCCCCUUCAGAGGAGCAGAGGAGGUUGAUGCUGAGCAUGCUGACUGCCAGCCUGCCUCUGGGCAAAGAAGUGAGCUUGUCCAAGCUGGCCCGCAGGACUGCUGGAUUUGUGCUGGGAGAUUUCUGUGCCUUGUUGUCCCACAGCGGCCGGGCUGCUUGCACCCGCAUCCAGGUGUUGAGUUUUCCAGGCGGACUGAGCGAGGAAGUGGAGAGGGAUUUUUGCACUGCUGGGUUCCCGGUGCUCGAGGAGGAUUUUAGUGCUGCACUGGACCAGCUGCAUGAUGCCCAUUCACAGGCAGUGGGAGCCCCAAAGAUCCCUUCAGUGUCCUGGCAGGAUAUUGGUGGGCUGCAGGAGGUGAAGAAGGAGAUCCUGGACACUAUCCAGCUGCCCCUGGAGUACCCAGAGCUGCUGUCACUGGGUCUGUGCCGCUCUGGUCUGCUGCUGUACGGGCCUCCAGGGACAGGGAAGACCUUGCUGGCAAAAGCUGUGGCAACAACGUGCACCAUGACAUUCCUUAGCGUGAAAGGGCCGGAGCUCAUCAACAUGUACGUUGGGCAAAGCGAGGAGAACGUGCGCAAUGUGUUUGCCAGAGCCAGGGCAGCUGCUCCCUGCAUUAUCUUCUUUGAUGAACUAGAUUCCCUGGCCCCCAGUCGUGGGCGAAGUGGAGAUUCAGGGGGUGUCAUGGACAGAGUUGUCUCACAGCUCCUUGCAGAGCUUGAUGGCCUUCAUUCCAGCAGAGAGGUGUUUGUCAUUGGAGCCACAAACAGGCCUGACCUCUUGGACCCAGCUCUGCUACGGCCGGGCAGGUUUGACAAGCUGGUCUACGUGGGCAUCAGUGAGGACCGGGAGUCGCAGCUGCAGGUGCUGAGCGCCGUCACCAGGAAAUUUAAACUGGAUCCUUCUGUGAAUCUCACCACCAUCCUAGACAAAUGCCCGGCUCAGCUGACAGGAGCAGAUAUCUAUGCCCUGUGUUCAGAUGCCAUGAUGUGUGCUGUCAAACGCAAGGUGGAGUGGAUUGAGGAAGGGCUGGAUACUGAGAAGUCUGCUCUGAUCUUGACCAUGGAAGACUUUCUGCAGGCUGCUGCCAGGUUGCAGCCAUCAGUCUCUGAGCAGGAGCUGCUCAGGUACAGACUCAUCCAGCAGAAGUUUGCGGCUUCCUAAUGCUCAGCUCAGCAGAGCUGGGGCUGGAGAACAGGCACAAACAGGCACCUGCCCGCUUUUCUCUGUUGCCUCCUGGGCCCCUCUUCUUUUGAGCUUGGGUGGAAAUAGUGUCAGUGCAGUUUCCCAAGGCAAGUGGUGGUGGAAGUGCUACUCUGCUCACCCAGGAGGGUUCUGUAAGAGUCCCUCACGUGUUAGUGGUGGGUUGUGGAUGCCAG